AUGAGCUUUCGAGGCCGGGCCCAGCUGGGCGAGACGCAUCCCGAUACCCUGGCAUCCAAGAACAACUUGGCUUCGGUGCUGGAGGCCCAGGGCCGUUCUGAGGAGGCCGAAGCACUGCAGCGCAAGGAGCUGGAGAGUUGCCGAGCGAGAUUGGGCGAGACGCACCCGGAGACCCUCACGUCGAUGAGUAACUUGGCGAUGCUGCUGGAGGACCAGGGACGCAAUGAGGAGGCUGAAGCACUCGCCCGCCAAGCGCUGGAGGGUCGCCGGGCGAAGCUGGGAGAAACACACCCAGACACGCUGGCAUCGAUGCAGAGUCUGUCUUCGAUUCUGCAGGAGAAGGGAAGCUACGAGGAGGCCGAGCAACUACUCCGCCAGACGGUGAAGGCCCGCCGGUCGAAGUUGGGCGAGACUCAUGAAGACACUCUGAUGUCGAUGCACAGCUUGGCCAUCGUGCUGGAGGAGCAAGAACGCUACGAGGAGGCCGUGGCACUCCUCCACCAGACGCUGGAGGGCCGCCGCCGCCUCAGUCUGCAGAGGGGGGUGGAGUGGGGUCGGCGUG
Messenger RNA from Symbiodinium necroappetens, 562 nucleotides. NCBI's taxonomy places the organism in Eukaryota, Dinophyceae, Suessiales, Symbiodiniaceae. The record is from the annotation of a GenBank genome assembly.